AACUCUAGCCACAACUCGUACUUCAAUCCCGCCAUUCACUCGCGACACACACACCCUUCACUAUCCACACAACCGCGACACCGAAUACAUCAUGGGUCGACCCGCUGGCAGCGACAACGGCUCUGGCUGCAUCUCCGACCAUUCCUCAUCCUCAAGUGCUUCGUCCAGCACGCGUCCUACCCCAACCACACCCACCAAACGCCGCUCAAACCCUCCCCCCCUUCGCCUAAAUUCCAUAGGCGUUGACCCUUCUACACUUGUCGGGAAGACGCUGACGCGAAUCCGCCGUUCCCGCUCCCAUCCGGCCUUGACUCUCGAUUUCGCGGACAAAACGAGCUUCCAAAUUCUUGUGGAUGGUUAUGAUCCAAUCCACAAAGGUGUCCCGAAGGAGCUGGAGAUGGAUGACGGGUUUGCAGGAGUGUUGAAGGCCUGCGCCAACCCGGGCGACAAGGAAAAGGGAAAUUGGAGCGGUGGAAAGCUGGAAAAGGGAAUGCUCGUUACCGACUGUGCCCUCAUACGGUUAACGGACAAGGCGUUCGAGAGGCAGAAGGCGAAGGCUGCGGAGACUACGAAGCAUGGGCUCGCUCCCAGCAUCGGCAAGGAGGCCAAGUGGGACCAAAACCAUCUAGGGAUCGCCUUCAAAUUCGCGUCGGUCGAGACAGAAGAUACACGCUCGAGAUGGCAUUGUGUUUGGGCCACCCUCGCUGAAUACGACGAGGAUGCGGGCACCUGCUUGUUCCGGAGCUACGAUGACGUGUAUCUGAAUAAACUGGAGCGCUCGCCGCGGAAGGGACGCUUCAAGCGCAACAAGUCCCGUAAUCCUGACAGGUUCUGAGCCAGUGGUUUUGCAUUACCCCGUAACGACAUUUAAGGAUCUCUCGCGCUACCUAUCUUACAUUAUCCGCAGCACCGCAUGCUGCCCGCUAUCAUCGCCACCUCACUCUCCACGAAUCUGUAUAUUGGAUCUACCUUUGCUCGCGGCCACCGCACAUUGUAUCAUCGCAGUUUGCUCUAUCUUUAUCGCGUACUGUUCAGUGAGCAUAGGGUAUCUACUUUUCCAGUGCUGCUUCUCCUGUACAUAGGUGACAUUUCUACCGCUACAGACUAUGGUGCUUUCAAGUCUUGCAUUUUCUACGUAGAAUGGAUAGCACUAGUAAUGUACAAUUAUUGGACUCGGCCUGUGUGUCAUUAUUAACGUG
Gloeophyllum trabeum ATCC 11539 is the source of this 1199-nucleotide messenger RNA. RefSeq lists its product as uncharacterized. The transcript is spliced from 2 exons. Bases 92 to 835 code for a protein of 247 amino acids. NCBI's taxonomy places the organism in Eukaryota, Fungi, Basidiomycota, Agaricomycetes, Gloeophyllales, Gloeophyllaceae. The record is from RefSeq and is a predicted model, not a curated record.